AUGAUACCCCCCAUGAGAUCGUACCUGACCCUAUCCCACAAAAAUCUGUACAUUAAGAAAAAGUAUCAGGACCUGCUGCAGUACAAGGAGUCUGAUGAGUGCCUCAACGAUCUGUUACGAAGAAAUUCGAUAAAGUUAAUCGCAAUCGACAUUGAUGGGACACUUGCCGAUGAUAACAGCGAAAUAAGUGAUGAUAAUUUGAAUACCAUAAAGGCGGCCAGGAAAUCGGGUAUUAAGGUCAUGCUCGCAACGGGCCGAAUGCACAAUAUCGUAAUGAGGAUGUUUACACAGAAGCAAAAGGACAUAUACCAAAUAGAGAAAAUGGAUGGAGUGUACUCUCAUGGGGCUUAUAUGAACAUAAGAGGGGUGAACUACGUGUAUAGGAAAUUUAGCAUGAUCGAUAUAGAGUUAAUUCUCUUCGCUCUGUCGUCACAUAAUGCAUUGAAAAAUGCCAUCUUCGUAACGCCCAAUGUUGUUUACGUGUUUAAUGAUGAGGCAACAUUUAAGAAGGACUAUCAGGUCUGCGAACUGGGGCGUGAUGUACGUAUGGAUGAAAACAAGGUCAAUUCAUUGGAUAACCGACAGAAUGCCGUUUUGCUAACCCAUGUCAAAGAUAUUCUCAUGAUUGGAGAUAUCGUGUCUAUAGAGAUUUAUGAGAAAAUCCAUCCUGAGCAGGAACCAUUUAAGGCCCUGCACACGGAAUUAUUUCCCGAAUUGGAAAACAGAUUUAAGAUUUACGUGCCGCCCAAUAAGGAGAAGAUUGUCCUCUCUCCUAUUAACACGUCUAAAAUACAGACCAUUCAGCUGUAUGCUCAAUUUUAUGACAUUCCAUUGAAUCACGUUUUAUCGAUUGGAAAUGAUAACAACGAUUUGGAGAUGCUGGCUUCCACUGGGUACUCCGUCGCCCUGAAGGACUCCACCAAACCUGCGCAGAAGGUCGCCAAAUGCAUUAGCAUCAAGACGAAUAAAGAGAACGCCGUGGCAAACAUCAUCUUCAGGACCAUCACAAGCAGGCAAUUGUAA
This is a messenger RNA of Plasmodium inui San Antonio 1, 1023 nucleotides long. RefSeq lists its product as hypothetical. The transcript is spliced from 2 exons. Lineage: Eukaryota; Apicomplexa; Aconoidasida; Haemosporida; Plasmodiidae. The coding region runs from base 1 to 1023 and encodes 340 amino acids. Gene Ontology annotation, cellular component: cytosol. The record is from RefSeq and is a predicted model, not a curated record. Gene Ontology annotation, molecular function: phosphatase activity; magnesium ion binding.